AUGAGCAAUCUCCCGGGACUACGAGUAACCCCCUCACGGCCAUUCCAGCACACGGGGGUGAAUUAUGCCGGGCCGAUCCUGCUGCGCUGUUCCAAGGGGCGAAGUCAGAAGUCCAUCAAGGCCUUUAUCGCAGUCUUCGUCUGUUUCAGCAUCAAGGCUGUACACUUAGAGGCCGUCACCGAUUAUACCGCAGAGGCCUUCCUAGCUGCCUUUCGACGAUUUGUCUCUCGUCGAGGCUUAUGUGAAGUAAUGUACAGCGAUUGCGGUACUAACUUUAUAGGCGCUGAGGCAGAACUUCGAAGGCUCUUCGCGGCCAGCGGACAUGAGGCUCAGCGCAUAUGUACGGCCUUGGCAGAGGAGCGAGUGCAGUGGAGAUUCAAUCCACCUUCCGCACCUCACUUCGGCGGCCUCUGGGAGGCGGCGAUGAAGUCUCUUAAACACCACCUGCGCAGAGUGAUCGGCGACUCCAAGCUAACAUACGAAGAAAUGUCCACAUUCCUCUCGCAAACCGAGGCCUGCCUCAAUUCAAGGCCACUGCAACCAUUGACCGACGAUCCAGAGGACCUAACCGCAUUAACCCCGGGUCACUUCUUGGUGGGAACAGCCCUCUUAUCAGUACCAAAACCUACCCUCGUUGAUGUGCCUCGUUGA
Wasmannia auropunctata (little fire ant) is the source of this 651-nucleotide messenger RNA. RefSeq lists its product as uncharacterized. The transcript has a single exon. The record is from RefSeq and is a predicted model, not a curated record. NCBI's taxonomy places the organism in Eukaryota, Metazoa, Arthropoda, Insecta, Hymenoptera, Formicidae. Gene Ontology annotation, molecular function: nucleic acid binding. The coding region runs from base 1 to 651 and encodes 216 amino acids. Gene Ontology annotation, biological process: DNA integration.